CCAUAAAUUUGGUACAAUCAUCGCUAAAUUGACUAAAUACAAAAUAAUCGAUACCAAUCGAUACGAAAUACACAUGAGAGAGAUCCUUCCAUAAACCGCAAGCCGAAACCAAAAUAUCUCGAUCUUCUGGUUUCUGAUACAAUUUAAUAUUUGUACACAUUGUAUAAAAAACCAAAUAAUAAUAAUACAUUUGAAAGUGUGCGCAAGUGAAGAUAACAAUUAGAAAACAAUGUUACGCGAUGUGAUAAUACGUCUGAUAUUUAGUGCCCUCGGUAUUGUUAUUAGUAUAUCCGCGUUUUUCACCUUGUUCAUUUUUUAUAGAAACGAUGAUGUUGGAUUUAUUUCGGCAGUGUCAGGAGCUUUAGCUGGAGUCUGUUUUCACUUGCAUUGGGUGCGAGGCAAGGAAACCUUGGAGAGAUGGCACACCAAAAGAACAUUGGAUAAAUUGCAUAUUGUAGGCUUUUUAAGUGCCUUAUGUGGCACCGCAGCGCUGAUAGGAUAUACAUUUUUGACAUUUUAUUAUAAAAUACCAAUUCAACCGAUUUCCGAAAGUACAACCAUAUCGGCAGUGUGGUCUCUAAUAUGUGCAAAAUGGGGAAUUACAUUGAUGUAUUAUACAAAUAAGUAUGCAUUAUUGGUUGAGGAUGAAACAGGUUCCAUACUCACAGACACUUCGUGAAGUAAUGAUAGUAACAAUAUCAUGAAAAACUUGUUUUUUUCUUACAAUAUAUUUCUUUUGAAAAUAAGUCACAUAAUCAUAAAUAUCGAGUGAUACCAUAAACCUUAUUCUCUUUUAAGAUCUUUAUUUGCUUUAAAUAAUCUUAUUGUAACCCAAUUUUUUAUACAAACAUGA
Messenger RNA from Pseudomyrmex gracilis, 853 nucleotides. RefSeq lists its product as uncharacterized. Gene Ontology annotation, cellular component: lysosomal membrane; plasma membrane. Gene Ontology annotation, biological process: heme transport. The transcript has 3 exons. The record is from RefSeq and is a predicted model, not a curated record. Bases 230 to 679 code for a protein of 149 amino acids. Gene Ontology annotation, molecular function: heme binding; heme transmembrane transporter activity. Lineage: Eukaryota; Metazoa; Arthropoda; Insecta; Hymenoptera; Formicidae.